AUGCCAAAGGCAGUGGCCAAAAAGGACGUCUCUCCAGACAAUGAUCCCCCAGUUUCAAAGCGCAAGCCCAGAGCCCCCGCGCCAGUUGAAGAUGAAGCCAAGGAAAAGCGCCAGAGAGGAAAAGACGGGUGCCUUACCUGCCGGAUGCGAAGAAAGUCGCGGCGAAACGUGGUCUGGGCCUCCCUCGGUACCGAUGUUCUGAUUGCAUCCAUUUACCACCAGAAAUGCGAGACUCAACGAAGUCCCGAUGGCUCAUGUUACACCUGCACCCGUCUGAACUUGGAUUGCUUGGGCUUUGGCAACAAACGCCCUGACUGGAUGAGAGACAAAGCUCGUUUAGAGCAUGAGCGCCAACUUAUCAAAAAUCGUCUUGUCGCCCAAGGUCUCGUGCGAGGCGUGCACAAAUCCGAGACUGGAGAAGCGAUUUCGGUGCGCAGAAGGAGGCCACGCAGACCAAAGUCUCCGGAAUCCUCGACUUCCAGUGAGCCAAAGGAACAGACGAAGACGCCUUACCUAAGGCGGCCAAGCACCCCUUCGUCUUCGGAUGAGGUAGCCCCUCCCCCAACCGUUGUCCCUGAUAUCUCAAACGGGGAGAGUGUCCGCGUUGAUCCUUCUCAUAACAUCGAACUCCCAUCCACCACCGAAUCGCCAAUAUCCCCGACAACGACUUUCACAUCCUGGAAUACGACUGAUGCCUCUGAUCAUCCUACCAGCCCCAUUACAUCUCCCGAAGUGCGGACGAGCUUAAUGCCUCAAGAGCUAGACGUUAGCGCUGCAGAUUCAGGGGGGGUUAUAGGAAUUGGUUCUAGUGUGGUGAACGACCCAUACGGUUCUUUGGAAGGCCUAGUACCUUUCAUGCCAGCUGAGAUUCCUGCGAUCCCCAAUACCUAUGACAGCUACUCGGCUGUGACGAAUGACUACUUCUCCGACAUGACUCGACAGUUCCAGAUGCUUGUCGAAUGGGGACUCGAUCCCCAAGUGGCCGCGGCAAUGGUGACCCAGAGCUUGGAGGGUCCGUCUUCUUACAACGACUUCUCCGGCUUGAUCGCAUUCAACCAUGUCCCCAAGAUCCGCUGCUUGGUGCCUCCGACUCCAUUGGCCGAAAAUCAAGAGGACCUCAUCUUCUAUUACUUUUCGCGCGUAUCUCAGAUGCAGUACAUUUACGAUCGUACCUCGGUCGAUACAAUGCAUUCGUUCAUCACUAGAAACCCUCACGGGUCUGUUGCCAGUGCUAUUAUCGCUUUGUCGUCAUUGCAUGAUGCACGGAUGCGCGCUGCUGAAGGGGGCAUAAUUGGCCAUUUGCGCACGUCCAAUUCCCAUGACCUCUAUUUCAAUAGGGCGCAGAACGAACUUAAUUCGAUAGUUAAAAGUGGCCGUUCCUUGACCGAAGCGGAGGCCACUGCAGCACUCCAUUUGAUCUCCUGGUGGCUGUUCCAAGGUGGCUGGCAAGGGGGGAAAAGCGGGGGUUCAGGCUGGCUUGAAGCCCUCGACGUAGCGUGCGAUUGGUAUGAGAAGAAUAGCGGCAUCUUGAGCAGUGGUCCAGAGCCGCUCAAGACGAUAUACAAACUAAAUCCUGAAGGUCGUUUUGCUGCCCGAACAACCAUGUGGAUGGACAUUUUCUCGGGAAUAACACUUCUUCGCCCGCCGCGGUUUUCUCGCUUGUAUGAGCACCUGUUAAACUAUUCCCCCGGUCAAUCAGACUUCUUCCUGUCAACGAACGGAUGCUGUGAUGAGGUCAUGUUUUGCCUCUCAGCUAUAGUCAACUUGGAGCACAACAAGUACCACGAUGAGCUCAGCACUAUGGAGCCUUACGAUCGUGAAGUUGCACAUAGCGAUUUUAUCCUUCGCUCGCACAAACUUCGCAAACAACUCCUCUCGAUCGAUUGCUCAACUCAGCCCAUCUCACCCUUUAUUGAGCUUUCGAUGGAGUCAUCCUCCUCUUCUGCAUACCCUUUCACUCAUAGCAAUCCCAACGUGCCCGACACGUAUCCUACUUCCGAAAUCUUCCGGCAGGCCGCACUUUUGUAUUUGAGCACGGUCACUUCCGGAUACUCCCCUUCCGUGUCGCACACCCAAGACGCUGUCGCAGCCCUAAAGCUAUCAUUGGAAGCUGUGCCAUUCGACAUGGUAAACAAGGUCGACAGAAGCCUAGUUUUUCCGAUCUGCCUCGCUGGAUGCAUGACAGAUGAUCUAAAUUUACGUACGUUCUUUGGUGGACGACUGAGAAGUCUAGGUAACACGGUGGGGAACACCAUUACCGCGCUCCAGUUGAUGGAAGCUGUUUGGGGCAUGAGGGACUCAACGGGUGAGGCUGUGGCUUGGAGGGAUGUGAUGAACGAGAUGAAGUUCGAGUUGUUGAUGGUUUGA
Molecule: messenger RNA, 2367 nt
Organism: Cantharellus anzutake
Lineage: Eukaryota; Fungi; Basidiomycota; Agaricomycetes; Cantharellales; Hydnaceae
Product: fungal-specific transcription factor domain-containing protein
Exons: 6
Coding region: 1-2367 (788 amino acids)
Biological process (GO): positive regulation of transcription by RNA polymerase II
Cellular component (GO): nucleus
Molecular function (GO): transcription cis-regulatory region binding; DNA-binding transcription factor activity
Source: RefSeq, a predicted model, not a curated record